UUUCAUUCAUUUAAAAAAAUGAUGAUGUUUGGAAGGUGAAUAAGUGUGGCAAUAAUUUGAGUUGAGAUGUCUUUGGGAUAUGGUAGAGAUGUCCAUCAGACAAUACAUAAUACUGGAAUUCAGGAGAGGUUACUUUAGGGCUAAAGAUAUUUAGAUUUAGGAGUCAUCAGCAAAGAUGACAAUUGAACCCAUAUGAGCUGAUGAAAUUACCGAUUAAGUUUACCUGUAUAAGGAAAGCAGAACAUCUAAGACAGAGUGAUGGAGGUGGUUGAAAUGUGUGAUAAGACACUCGGUGGGUCAGAGGAGGAUGAUUUAACAAAGGAAACUAGGAAGAAAAUUGGUGCAACAGGUAGGUGUUACAGAAGUCAAGAGAGUUGAGUGCCUUAAGAGGAGAGGGGUGGUCUUCAGUCAAAAGCUGCAAAGAUAUUGAGAGCAAAAUCCUUCAGGAAUUGAACAAAGGAUAGUACAUAUGUAUCACACAUGGUAUCCUUAAGAAACUCUUAAAUAUUUAUCGAAUGAAGACAAAUAGGGCAGAAUGACUGACUGGGGGAAAGGGGAAGCGUAAAAAGCAUCAAACUCGAAAUCGUCUCCUUUAAACUAGGCACAAGUGUUUGCAAAUGAGUUUAAAAAGCCCAUUCUGCCAAGCAGCUAUUUAUCUACUAAUUUCUUCCCCUCCAAUGCUCUAUGUCAUUCUGGAAGCUUAAGGUGUGCUACACAAUCCAUUUAUUUCUAUUUUUGUCUGGAUGUUCGAUUUCAUCGGUGUGGGGACACCUCGUGAAGGAAACUUUAUCAAUAUAUAAUAUAUAGACUAUAAUCUUACUUUUAAAAAAAGUAACCAUUAAAAUAUGCACAUAAAAUUGCAUACUUAUUAAAAAUGGAGGAAAAAAGACCUUAUUUAUGGACUGUAUAUUAAAUGGUAAACAUUCCAUAAAGUUCCUCCAAUUAUCCAAUAAAUGUUAGCUGAUCUUGAGGACAGAAAAAAAGGAAACAGUAUCACUGUCUGUUUCAGUUCAUCUCCCCUGGAGACCAACUACCCUUGCCGCAGGGGAGCAGAGAGUCCAGAUGUCAGGCUGGGGGAGGAGGGGCCAGGAGGCAGUGAGGCCAGCACUGGGGCGGAGAGGAGGCCCGGGCUUCGAAAACGCGCGUGCGCGGGACCCCUCCUCCCUUGGGCCCCCGCUCACGCAGUGCGCAUGCUUCCCGGAGGGCUGCUGGGCUUCUCAGGGCUCACCAGCCCGGGAAUCAUUAAAUGGCGCGGAAGGAGGGAAAGUUGACUCUCCGGUCUCUAGAGCCGCAGGGGCGAUGAGCGGCGACUUCCGGAGGGCGGAGUCUGGGACGGAGAUAUGCUUGAUCAAGCAAAAUCAAUUCCCACAUUGUUUUUGUCUAGAAAAUGUCUCAUUCUGCUCCAAAUCUGUCUUCACUCUCAGGAGUCAGGAGCUUCUUGCUCGACUUGAAGGUAGAAGUUCCCUGAAAGAUAUGGAACCUUUUUUGUUUGCUGAUGAAGGCUCUCCUAUCCAUGGUCUGUUACACCUGGAUCCAUAUGACCCUGCAUAAAGGUGAUGGGGAAGAUUAACCAUCUGUCUUGUACUUCUUCUUGACAAUGCAUCAUCUCAAAUUACCAUCAUAUUCCAGUUUUUUAUCAGAGAAAACUGAAGAAAAUACCUUUACAGCCUUUAAAAGAGCUAGAACAUGGCGGAAUGAGUGAUAAAGGCUACCCAUAUCUGGGAUGCAUUAAGAUAAGCUUUAAGUUCCACAAGGAAGUUGUUGGUUUCAACAGGAAGGUAAACACUAUGUCUCUGAGAUGUCCAGAUCCACCAACUCUAACUGAAGAACAUAGAUUGGAACCAAUUUUGGCCUGUUCAAAAUUAGCAGGGUCCUACGAGCAACAAGUUGAGACCAAAUACCUGUCCAUUUUUAAUAUCCAUGAAGCCUAUGCAGAGACGUAUAGUAAAGUAGAGACAAGCAGUAACAAACAGGUUAUAUCAUGAAAGUGCUGGCUAUUCAAACUCGGGAGUGAAUCCCGAGGUAUUUGACUUGGGUAACUUCUCAAUACUGGAAGGAUGGAAGGAUCAGUUGCAAUACAUCUUCAGCAAAAAGACAGGUAUGUUUUUCUGCAUGAGUGAAAUGUGGAAUGAACCUGAGAAGUAGCCCACAGGAUCAAAUCUCAAUGACUCCUGAAUGAGCCAGGAACUACAUAGAUCUUAGAAACUAUCUGAAAGAACUGCUGGUCAGUGGCAGCAUCCCCAGAAUUGAGCAGCCUAUAACUUCUAGUUAGGGGCACAAAGAAAUAUGGAAAGAUACAAAUCUGUGUAGAGUACCAGCCUUUAAACAAAAGAGCAGGUACACUAUACCCCAAGUUCAAGAAGCUCUGGAUUGUAUGCUCUACAGCCAUUGGUUCUCAGUUUUGGAAUUACAUUGUAGAUAUUAUCAGGUUCCUAUGGCUAAUGAAGAGAAAGAGAAGACUAAUUGUAUUUUACCAAUUUGGAUUUAUACCUUACAACCUCAUUGUAUUUGGAAAGACUAGAAAAACAUGAGGAGGGACUAAUGAAAGUGGCUAGAGAAAGCUGAUAUAAAGCUGUCAGUCCACAAGUGCUAAUUUUUCAUAACCCAUUUUCACCUGGAUUCUAGAAGUAUCAGAGAAAGAAAUGUGUGCUCUAUUAAAUAUAUAGAUCUCAUAGUACCCCAGCAAGGUGUGUAUGCAAGCCAAGAGAGUUUUAAGUGCUUCUGAAAUGUCCAUUUCCACAGAAUAUUUAAGAUUUAAGGACUUUAAUGAGAUUUGCCAAUUGUCACUAAUAUGUUGAGAACAAUGCUGCUAUUGUUAAACCAUUCAGUGACCCCAUUUGUGCAUGAUUGGAGAGAACUAGAAGUAGAAGGACAAGAAAUGACAAAUUAAGUUGAAACCUACAAAGCUACUUGGAGAUCAGGUAACAGACAAAUGUGAUCAAGUUUUCAAAAACUUGAUCACUUGCAUUACACAGACACUGAUGUUGGCCUGUGCAGAUCCAAGCAAGCCUUAUGUCACACGAGAGAAACAGACAAAAAGAAAUCACAGAAGGAGCCCUACAGUGGUGAAGUGAGAGUUGCCUUGGCCUCUUUUGCUUCCUAUUUAUGUCUCUUUUACUAAUAUGCUCUAUGUGUAUGCCUACUUUUUGGUAUUUGUGGGCAAGUGCGUUUCCAGUAUGUUGAAUGUUCUGUUACUAUUGUCUAGCUAAGUCAUUUUAGUAAAAAGCCUUUGCUUAGAGCUAAUUUAAUUAUGUCAACUAUUAAAGGAGAAUGCACCAUUGGGAACGUGUGAGCUAUAGUUUUAGGAAUUUAGACCCACAGAAGACGUUGAACUCGAGAUUACUCCAUUGGGGGAACCUCACCUGCUAGUGAGAGUGGGGGUGGAAUAGCCCAGAAAGGGGGUGCUACAUUUUUCUUCUUUUAGUUAAUCCAGUUAUUUGUGAUCCCCUUCUGUGUGUGCAGCACAGUGAUAUUGCCUAAUAGAUUUUUGAAACUGCCAUACAUAUGGACCUAUGACCUGUCAAUCAACAAGUAUUUAUUAAGUGUUUAUGUAGAACAUGCUCUGGAACUACUCUCCCAACUCCCACUUACACUGCUAAGUCAUGUACCUAGAGAUAGGUACUAUGUUCCCUCAGGGCACUUAAGAGGUUUAGGAAGAGUUAUAAUGCUAUAUAGGUCACAAGUCCCCACCCACUAGUUUUCUCCCUGCCUUAAUUAUGGAUUGAUCAUCAAUUAGUAAGCCAGAAUAAAAAGUGAUUAUUUCACUAUAAUUAACACAAAACAUCUCGUCACAAUCUGGGACACACAUUUCUUUCUCUGAUACUUUUAGAAUCCAGGUGAAAGUGGGCUCAAUCUCAGAGACCGCAUGUGGCCCAGGGGAAGUCCCUUUGCUAGACUCCUCCAGAUGUUCCUCUUAGGUACACCAAGCUUUUGUGUUGGGCUCUUUGUAGAGCCUUGAGUCUGUGUCUGUAGGACCUUGGUUUAUUCUUGAUUCCAGUUGCAGUUGCCACCAUCAGCUGAUCUAGGGACACUGCUAGGUUGCUAACAGGAAGAUAGGAAGUUCAAAAUCUUUUGGACAGUACAAAACACACAGGCUCUUCCUCCAGCUGAGGGGAAAAUGGGGGGGACUAAGACCUAUAGCUGGAUAACUGGGUUUUUACUCCUCUUCCCUCAAUUGAUUCCUUCUAAAGGGGGUUAACUGAAAUGUUCUCUCCUCUCCACUUGCUCAAAUCUCUUUGGUUCUGAACUGGCUCUUCCAUUUUAUACAGAUCCCCUCCACACCCCCCAGGAUGUUAACAGGUUUCUUGAGUCAAUCCAAACAUACUUCCUGUAAAACUAAGUACUUUUUUGACCUUGAUCUAAAGUUUAUGAGAUUGAUUUAUUAAGAUGUCUUCUCACCUGGUUAAGGUACUAGGCGUAUCAUUUUACCACUUUAUUUUUUAAAGUAGGUUUUUGUUGAUGUCUUUUGUUUUUUACAAAUCUAGUUGUCCUAGUAUACUUCCCCCUCCCUAUGCCAGACAGCCAUGCCAUGUAGCAAAUAGUAUUUUUUAAAGACAAAAAGAAAAAUAAAAAGAGGAAAAAUGUCAGCCCAACUGAUCAAUACUUUGAAAAAGUCCAAAAAUAUGUGAAAUACAUAACACUUAUGGAUCUCCUGCCUCCACAAAGGGGUGGGUUGUAGAUGUCCUCUCAUAUCUCUUCAUUAGAGUCAUGCUUGAUCUUUAUAAUUUUGUUACAUU
Messenger RNA from Phascolarctos cinereus (koala), 4736 nucleotides. NCBI's taxonomy places the organism in Eukaryota, Metazoa, Chordata, Mammalia, Diprotodontia, Phascolarctidae. The record is from RefSeq and is a predicted model, not a curated record.